This is a messenger RNA of Sorghum bicolor (sorghum), 2009 nucleotides long. RefSeq lists its product as uncharacterized. The transcript is spliced from 2 exons. Bases 42 to 1499 code for a protein of 485 amino acids. Lineage: Eukaryota; Viridiplantae; Streptophyta; Magnoliopsida; Poales; Poaceae. The record is from RefSeq and is a predicted model, not a curated record.
UGCAUUCGCGUUCGCAUCGCUGCGGCGGCCGGCAUGCGGGCAUGGAUGAAGCGGAGAACGGCGGCGGAGUUAGGAAGCUAUCACCUUCUCCGACGAGGUCCCCCGGCCCGGAGCAGAGGAAGCCCUCUGCCUCGCCUCCGCCGCCUCGCGUCCCCAAGUGGCUGAUCCUCGACCGCAUCGUCCACCGCAGCAGCAGGAGGCGUUGCGGUGUCGUCGAAGACGACGCCACGGCGUCAGCGCUCGCCCACGACUGCGUCGGCCGCCCCAUCCGCGCCUCCCUAAGGAUCGCCGACCCGCCCGCGGUCUCCCGUCUCUACCUCCACUGGAAGGGCAGGCCCGCGAUCGAUUUCGCGGAGCCCGCCGCCCACCGCAACUCCAUCCUCUUCCGGAUGCGUGUCCCCUUCGAGGAUCCUAUGUGGUGGAGCAGCAUCGGCUCCUUCCCCGUCGACUACUUCGUCUACUCCUCCAGCUCGUCGUCGUCGUCACCGGCAACCCUGACUCUGCUUCCCCCUUGCUUCGACGGCGGCCACACCGACCCCAACUCCGAUAAGUUCUUCCAACCUUACCGGAUCCAGCAGCAGCGCAUCAUGUUGGACAAACACAUGGGCAUCCUGUGCCACGGUGACCAAGGCGGCGAGUUCACGGUGGCAGAUCUCACGCAUCGUUUCCGCACCGAGGUCCACCUCUGCCUGCUGCACCAUCCUCCAAUUCAGUGUCAGUGGAGCAUUAAGAGGCUGCAGAUCCCUCCAGACAUGAAGAUCAACAUCUCCUCCUGGAGGAAUGACGUUGUCGUGCCCAUUGGCAGACGCUUGUGCUGGGUCGACUACUACCAGGGCAUGCUGCUCAUUGAUGUCCUCAGCGACCCAGAUCAGCAGCAGUUGCUCCAGUUCAUUCCACUGCCUUCUCAGGCUUUGAAGUAUCGCCGCCCGUACAAGGACGCAGGUGAACCUGACCCAUUGCGGUGUGUUUGUGUCACUGACUCUGGCAUCAUUAAGCUCGUCUGUAUUCUUACCAAAGAGCCUCCUUCUCCAGAUCCCUUCACCAUAACAACAUGGAUUUUGCAUAACGUCCACCGAGGUGAAUGGAGGAAGGAUGUUGACACCAUAAUGGGUGCCACGGAGUUCUUCAGUCUUACUGGCAUUGCCCACAGUUGCCUUGCACAUGUGCAGCCAAGUUUUCCUAUGGUGAGCUUAGUUGAUCCAGAUGUCUUCUGCUUCCUGCUGGAAGAUGAGGACCAUAGCCUUUUCUGGAUGAUUGAGGUGAACAUGAGGAACAAGAAGCUGCAGUCAAGUGCCCUCUAUAUCAAUGAAGAAGAAGAAGAAGAAGGAUACCCCCCUAAAAGGGGCCGCAGGAACAAUUUCUUUGGUCAUAACUUCAUCCGCAGCAGUUUCACCUGUUUCUUGAGUGAGAAUGCCAUCACAAGUUGGGAGCUAAGUGAAAAGAUGCAGGAGGCAAAAAAGGAGAGAGUGAUGCAGAAAAUUGGUCGGAAGCAAAAUUGAAGUGAUUUUACUCAAUGGAUGACAACACAUUUUGAAGACUUGUGUUGUCUGUCUCGUGAGGACUCAGCGAUGGAUGACAGCACAUUUUGAAGACUCGUGUUGUCUGUCUCGUCAGGAUGAGGUCGAGGUCUGGAUGCAGCUGCAGGCUGUGAAAACCCUGAACGUGCGGCUGCUUGGGGCUGCUGCCAUGAAGUAAUAAAAACCUAAAACCCAAAUGCUUGACCAUCAAACUAUCAAUACUUAACAAAUUUGACCAUUUAGCUGGUUUCAACAGUUAUUUGCAUUUUCUGAAAGUAAUAAAAACUAGUUCAUUGUCAAAAAAAAAUCAUAACUAACUCAUUUUAAACCAGGAAAAAUUAUAGACCAACACCAUUUUUUUCUAAAAAUAUAACCCAUCUAUUGAUGCUCUACUUGGAGUUAUUAUUAUUUUAUUUUUUAUUCCUAUUACUUGUGUUUUAUUGCUUGUAAUCAUGUUUGUUAAUUACUGAUUUAAAUAAUCAUUUUGCACUA